AUGCACCAAAUCCUAAUAAUCGGUGGCGGCCCCACCGGCCUAACAACCUCCCUCUCUCUCUCCCACCAAUCCAUCCCACACAGCCUCCUCGAAAAACACCCCUCCACCUCCAUCUUCCCCAAAGCCGUCGGUCUAAACACCCGUACAAUUGAAUACUUCCGCUCGCUCGGCCUGCAAAAUGAUAUACUCAAUGUAUCCGCGCCCCCGGAGACCGUCUCGCAGACAUGUUGGUAUACGAGUCUGGGUCUGGGUGUGGGGCCGGAUGGGAAUGGGACUAGGACUCGGACAGGGACUGGGAGGGAGGUGUUUACGAGGGAUGCGUGGGGUGGUGGGAGGUAUAAAGGGGUGUAUGGGCGGGCGAGUCCGGUAAGGUAUACGAUUUGUCCGCAGAUACGGCUUGAGCCGGUUUUGCUUAGACGGGCGAGGGCGAGGGGGGUGAGUCCGGGUGUGGUUAGGAAUUGUGCGGAGGUGACCGGGGUUGAAGAACUUGAUGAUCGGGUGCGUGUGCGUGUGAGGUAUGCAAGUCCAUCUGAUGAUGAUGGGAAAGAGGAAGAGGAAGAGGUUGUUGAAGAAGCGCGGUAUGUCAUUGCAGCAGACGGAGGCCGUUUUGUCGCCGAUACACUUGGGAUUAAGAUGCAGGGGGAGCGGGAUAUUGCGAGUAUGGUCUCUGCGCAUAUUAGGGCACCGAUUAGUCGGUAUCAUCCGAACCGGCACGCACUAAUUACUUGGUUUAUUGAUCCGGAGCUGGGAGAGAGUAUUCGGACGGGGUUCAUGUACCAUGUCGGCCCGUAUCCGAGUACGCCUGAGACAGAGGAGUGGAUUUUCGCUUGUGCAUUGCUACCUCAUGAGAAGGCGAGUGGUUUUGACGAAAGGGCUAUGCUAGAGCGUCUCCAUCGGACGCUCAAGAUCCCGGGACUCAACGUGGAAUUGAAAUCGAUAAGCCAUUGGAACAUCAACGCCGUUGUCGCGGAGCGGUAUCGCAGUAAAGGUGGUCGAGUAUUUCUCGUCGGCGAUGCUGCGCAUCGGAUUCCACCUUGGGGCGCGCUGGGCUUAAAUACUGGUGUUCAAGAUGUGCAGAAUCUAGUCUGGAAGCUGGGAAUUGCCCUAAACGCUCGCGAUGAAAGGGAACAGAGAAAACUGCAUAAAUGGCUGGAUACAUACGAGGAAGAGCGCAAGCCGCUGGCGCACCAGGUCGCUCAUACUAGUCUUUCGGACUUUCGUCAGCAUACGCUCGUCGUUGAUCGUGCUUUAGGGAUUAGUCCUGAUGCGUCACCAAAAGAUAAUGUUAGUUCUUUGCAGGCGUAUCUCGACAAGAUGAACCCCGAUGGAGAUGAACUGCGGACGAACAUAGCAAAUGCGCAGAGCAUCCUAGAUCGCGAAUUCAGUGCUCUGGGAUUUGAAGUUGGCUGGUUCUAUCCUAGCUGUGAUGUCGAUAACGAAGGCGCUAGAACGCGCCACGGGGGACAAUUAACAGAAGACGGUGAAUUCGAUAACACGACUUACCGCCCCUCUGCGAUCCCCGGUCAUCAUCUCCCGCACGCGUGGGUGUUAAAAGAGGGUGUGCGGGUUUCGACGAGGGAUCUGGUGAUGAAUCCUGGUGGAAAGAAUCAAUGUGUUCUUGUUACAACGGCUGCUCAGCCAUGGAUGGCAUUGCAAAGUGACUGGGUGCAUGUUGAGGUCGCUGUAGAGAUUCCCCCGGGACCGGAAGAGGUAGAUUUGGCGGGGCUUAAUGGGAUUGAGAAGAAUGGCGCCGUGCUUGUACGUCCUGAUGGAAUUGUUUUAUGGAGGUUUAAGGGGCCUGAUCAGGUGUUUAAAAAGGCUAGAGAGGAUCCAGGGAGGUUUGUUAGGCGGUUAUUGGGGAUUGACGGCCGAGAUAGAGCGAUGAAGAUGUAA
Aspergillus chevalieri is the source of this 1893-nucleotide messenger RNA. RefSeq lists its product as uncharacterized. Bases 1 to 1893 code for a protein of 630 amino acids. Lineage: Eukaryota; Fungi; Ascomycota; Eurotiomycetes; Eurotiales; Aspergillaceae. The transcript has a single exon. The record is from RefSeq and is a predicted model, not a curated record. Gene Ontology annotation, molecular function: FAD binding.